Messenger RNA from Callorhinchus milii (elephant shark), 2016 nucleotides. Its product is annotated as protein FAM114A2-like. The transcript has 14 exons. Bases 1 to 2016 code for a protein of 671 amino acids. Lineage: Eukaryota; Metazoa; Chordata; Chondrichthyes; Chimaeriformes; Callorhinchidae. The record is from RefSeq and is a predicted model, not a curated record.
AUGGAGGGAGAUGAGAGUAAGGUGGACGCUGCUGAGGAGGAGGUUGCAGAAACUGUGGACGUGGAAAUGAGUGCCGUUGUGAGCGGCACGGAGGCAGGAGCAGAACCAGUGGCAGAAGAUUCCAGCUCCACAGGUAGCGGAGAGGACGAGCCUGUGUCAGCCAACCCUGAUGGUGUGGAUGCCAAGGAGGUUGUCAAGGAGGAUGUCAAGGAGGUUGUCAAGGAGGAUGUCAAGGAGGAUGUCAAGGAGGUUGUCAAGGAGGAUGUCAAGGAGGUUGCCAAGGAGGUUGCCAAGGAGGUUGCCGAGGAGGUUGCCAAGGAGAUUGCCAGGGAGAAUAUCAAGGAGGAUGUCAAGGAGGAUGCAAAAGAAGAUGCAAAGGAAGAGGCCAAGGAUGAUUCCAAGAAGGAUGCCCUGAGCACAGCCGACACCAGCGAGGGUCCAGGAGAGACGCAGACAGCUCAGCACCACGCGGAAACGACCAGAACCCAAGCCGGGUUCCCCUUCCCCCGUGGAACCAGACACCCAACCGCAGCCACCACAAGAGGCAUUAGCUGGAUGUAUGUUGAACUCUUACGUACUGUGCGAAAUAAGUUCAACGUACACACGACCCACAGAAUGAAUGAAUUUGCUGGUGGCUGUGAUUUGUUGGUUAGGCUUCUCAAGGAGGGGCUGGGGGUCGUGGGCAGCUGGGGAAAAUCCCUUCUUACCUCCGCAACUGCAACAGUCUCCUCCGUUGGCCAUGGAAUAACACACGUCAUGGAAAAAGCCGAAGCUUCUCUGGGCAUCCCAACACCGGCUGAUCUUUCGGCAGAUCAGAAGCAGGCCGAGGAUGCUGCAGUGGAGACCACCACCCCACCAAAUGAGUCAGCGACGGAGGCAAGCGGCAGCCCUGUGGUGGAAGGGCAAGGGAAACCAGUUUCACCGACGGGUGGGGCGUUCGGCAUGCUGUCUAAAUACGGUGGCAUGACUGCAUCCGCGAUUACAAAUGCUGUGCAGAAUACGAGCAAGACCGUCAUCACUGGUGGCCUCGAUGCACUUGAGUUGAUUGGCAAGAAGACGAUGGACAUCUUGGCGGAGGGGGAUCCUGGUUUUCGGCGUACAAAGGGUCUUCUGCACAAGACGACCACCCUCUCUCAGGUCCUGCGGGAGGCCAAGGAAAAGGAGGAGCAACGUCUGUCUCAGGAAGGUGCGGCCGGGGUGAUUGGUGAUGGGAAGAAGGCCCACUAUGGCCUCCUCUUCGAUGAGUUCCAGGGCUUGUCUCAUCUGGAGGCCCUGGAAAUACUGUCCAAUGAGAGUGAGAACAAGGUGCAGGCCGUGAUAGCGGCAUUGUCGGGAGAAGACCUGGAUCGCACUCGGCAUGAGUUGGAGCAGAUUAAAUCUGCGCUCGCCCUGGAGGAGUUGGACGAAGAGGUGGAGGCCACCGACGAAAAAGGUGCUGUGGUUAAGGGCCAUGAUUUUGUGAACGUCAUAACUGAGCUCCUCUUCAGCCUUCACGUUGGGGUCACACCGGACAAACUCAACAAGGCGAGAGAAAAAGCGGACACCUGGCUGAGGGAAGUGGGCGAGGAGACUCUGAAGGAGGAGGAGGAGGAGAAGAAUGCGGAGGAGAGCCCGAAACAGAAGAAAACCGUGCAGGACAUCCAUGGCUUGUGCAUCGAGAGCCUGGCGGAGGUGACCGCUCGCUCCAUAGAGCAGUUCCACAAGGCCGGGGAGCUCAUCCUGCACGGCACGGAGCAGGAGCACACAGCCCUGCAGAGGGCGCACAGCCUCACCAGGUUAACAGUGGUCUUGUGCAAGGAGUUGUCGACGCUUUCAACAAAGUUUACAAACUGCUUGAGCACCGUUGGGGCUCACGAGAAGUCAGAGGUGCUGAAUCCACUCAUCACCAGCAUUUUCUUGGAGGCCUCAAACAGCACGACGUACAUCCAGGAUGCCUUCGCACUGUUGCUGCCCAUACUACAGGUUUCUCACAUUCGGCAAGAUGUGGACAGUGCCUCCUCCUCCUCCUUCGCCUAA